Zerene cesonia (dogface butterfly) is the source of this 2441-nucleotide messenger RNA. RefSeq names its product putative zinc metalloproteinase YIL108W. The record is from RefSeq and is a predicted model, not a curated record. NCBI's taxonomy places the organism in Eukaryota, Metazoa, Arthropoda, Insecta, Lepidoptera, Pieridae. Bases 155 to 1810 code for a protein of 551 amino acids. The transcript has 2 exons.
CGCAGUGUGUCUAUCCUGACGUUCAGGCAAAAGGGAAGUGAAGAGGAUCGACGGUGCACGCGGCCGACCGGCCUGUGUUCCGCCACCGCGCCGCGCCGCCCGCACCGCAGUUCACCCGUCGCGCUGGUUGUGCGCGCUCCACGCUAACUGCAUCAUGGUGAUGGACAACCGAACGAAUGAACCAAACAGAAAUGAACAAAACUCUAUAUUUAUUACUAAUUUUCAACACGGUGAAACCGUAAAUUAUUCUUUAGUUUUGUUAAAAGGUAUUAUAACUUAUGGCGCUUGUAAUAAUUACGAAAAAAUCAAAUGUGCUCUAACGACCAGUGGAAACAAAAUCGAGACGUUCUGGGAUGUAUAUAACCGAGAGUUUAAAGUGUUAAUUGAUCUUCAGAAAGGUGAAAAUAUCAUCGAUUUAGAAUUUAACGGUAUACAAAAAAAUAAUCUCGUUUUAAGGUACGAACCGCGCAGGACGAAACUGAGAGUUACACCAGUCUUUAUAGUCUGUCAAGGCCACGAUGGUUGUUUUCAAUGUCCACCUGAAAUCGAUAACUCCAUUGAGAGUGCCUGCUCACGUAUUGCUAUUGGUGCAAAAAUUAUACAGAGUGUUACGGCCGAAAAGCUUUACGAAAGUGGUGUAGGCCGCAAAACAUUUCAACUUGAACAUGAAGUAAACAGUAAAAAUCCCGAAUGUAUUGUUUUUAAGAGCUCUUUAAAUGUAAAUAAAGCGAGAAAAAUGAAACAAGAUGAGCUGUGGACUCAUUUCGGAAGAGAGCUGAUGUUAUCAGACUUAGGAAGUAAUGAAAGAAAAUUUUUAGGAUUUAUAUCCUGUACGAGAUUUAAAGGCACCGAUAAUGACAAACCUCUUACGCAUGAUGAAAUUAUAUCUUACACGGAAGCAUAUGCGGCUUUGGGUGGAGGUGGAUUAGCUUUGUUUGGAUCAGCUUGCUUAUACACAUGGCCAUUAACAAUUGCAGACAUUAUACCAAACCUUUUGGACCCCACUCCUGUCAAUAACAAGAGAUUUAUGGACGACAGUGGAUAUCGUGGAACAUGGGGAGGGUGUUUUGCCACUACAUUGGGAUCUGUUUUGCAUGAAUUGGGUCAUACAUUUGAUCUUGGUCAUACGAAAGAUGGAAUCAUGGGCAGAGGAUUCGACAACUUAGAUCGUGUAUUUCUAGUCGGUGAUAAAAGAUCAGCAUUAACAAAAGACAAUAUGAAUAAUUUUAAUGGUAAACCCGUACAACACUCUACGGUUUCUUUGCAACGAAAUAUAAACGUCACAAUGAAUGUGGCCGAACCUCUUAGAAUAUUGGGACCCCGAAGCAAAACGACCCUUGGAAAUUUUGUUUCUAUGUCCAAAUCAGAUAUAGUUCGACGGAGCCCCAAUGUUACUCCCAUAACAAGACCUUCUAGUGUUUAUUCAACUAUAACUAACAGAAUGUCCGACUCUAAGAGAAAUGCCAACCGCUCCAAUGGGAAUGACUCAAUUUAUUGGACACGAAAUUGUGCAGUUCUGCUAUCGUACCAUAGGUGGUUUAAUAACGAAUACGGCAGGGAGAGACAAGCCAUAACACGAUCGCUAAAGUUUGAUAAAAACAAAAUGUUGAUAUUAUCGACGGCUGGAAUAAGAAUUGUGGAAGUUAGAGACGAGACGAAUGGAAUGGUUUUGGAUUCAUACGAAUUCACAAAUAUUCUUCCGGAAAAAAGAUUUUUAGUUCCUUUUACAUUCUCUCCAAAAAGCAAAGUGUUAACAAUUAUUGUGGAAGAUGAUUUAGGAAACGUAUUAAAACAAACAUUUUCAUACUAAUAUUGUAAUAGUGAUGAAAUCGUUAUAAACCAAACGCAAACAUAUAAAGUGACAAUAAAACACAUGCAAAUGUUAGCAAGGACUAAGAGGCGCAAUCAGUAAAUUUCAAUAGCCUACUAAUAUUUUAAAAAUUUCAGCUAUAAAAAAAAUUACAAAGCAGAGUCCAUAUUAAAAUUAUAUUUAAUACCUAAGACUGACUGACUGCUCCACCCUUUUAAGUGUUGCCUAUCAAAUUGGAAAAAUUAAAUCGAAGUCCAGAAAAUAAUUGUGUUUUAAACUUAAUACGCUGAACAUUUAAGUGGGCAAAAAUAUAUUCAAUGUUAUAAAAUAUUCUUAAUUUAAUAAUACUUUAUAAAAUACCUAAUUAUUUUUAAGAAGUCUUUUAUAAAUAAAAAAGGUAUGCGUAACAAACGAUUAAUACAUAGACUUUACCAUUGAUCAAUCAAUUUAAUAGGUUAUUAACAGUUAGGUAAGGUAAUCUGAAGUAUAUUUCUGUAUAUUUUAGCAAUUAUCUUAAGAAAGGACUUUAUUAAAUACUUAUUGCCUUAGCUUAUAUAGUGAAAAUACCAAAGUAAUUAGUUCGUCGCUAUAUGCCCUGGUGAUAUUAUAAGUAAAAACUAUUAUAUCUAAA